Aspergillus aculeatinus CBS 121060 is the source of this 900-nucleotide messenger RNA. RefSeq names its product putative DNA repair protein Dds20/Mei5. The transcript has 5 exons. Lineage: Eukaryota; Fungi; Ascomycota; Eurotiomycetes; Eurotiales; Aspergillaceae. Bases 1 to 900 code for a protein of 299 amino acids. The record is from RefSeq and is a predicted model, not a curated record. Gene Ontology annotation, biological process: DNA recombination.
AUGAGCGGCACCAACAAACGUCGUCGUCUCAACCCCUCACCGUCCUCCACCUUGACCAAGCCGUUCAAGUCCCCUCUCCGCAGACCUGCCCCUGCUACAGAAAGUCUAGAUGGGGCGAUGCAGGUACAGCUGCAGGUACAGCUGCAGGAAUCGUCACAGCUGCAGCUACUACAACGACAAUCCCAACCUCGACUUCAACUCCACGCCUCCAAAACCAGGCACCAGCAACAACAACAAACACAAUCCAGUACCAGCCCAAGCAACAGCACAAACCUCACCCCCACCAAAUCGUCAACUCGACCACGUCCACGCCCACGCACCCUCUCCAAACCCGGCAUCCCCAAAACACCCCAAAAACCCACCCCCCUUCCGGUCGUCUCUUCGCCCACAACAACCGAGCUCUCCUCGCUAACAACCCAAAGAGCCGCCCUCCUCGCGCACCUCCACGCCCUGACCGCCGAGUACGACACUCUCCAACAGGCCCGCCGCAUCGAAACCCAAAAAAAAACCGUCGAGCUGGAGCGGUUGAUCCAGAAGUGGAAGGGGGUCAGCCAGCGCGCCGCAGAGGAGGUGUUUCUGGGGGCUAGGGAGCGGGUAAAUCGGAUGGGGGGGUUGCAGGCCUUGAAGUCGGGGAAGUCCGGGGCGGGGUCGGGGUCUUGGGGAUGGGAUUGUGAGGAUCCUUCUACUUCUCUUUCUGCUGGGUUGCAGGGGCGAGGGCAGAGCUGGGAGGGGGAUUAUGAGGAUGCGAUUGGGGGUGAAGAGGAUAGGGCUGGGAAGGAGGGGCAGGAUCACGAUGACGAUGAAGAGCAGGAGCUUACGAUGGGAGUCAUGCUGAAGAUGAUGAAGAUUGAGUUCGGGAUUAUUGGGUAUGAUGUUGAGAGGGAGGGGUGGGUUACUUAG